AUGUCAACAUCCACCCCAGAUCCCACUUCAGAUGCAUCUGUCUUUCAACCAUUAUCGUUGUUGCCUGUCUGGUGCGACCUCCAGACGUCAUCCAACGAUGCGAUGACUGAAAGUGAUCAUGAUUCGGUGAUUCCAGCGCAACUUUCCUACCUUGCCAUCUAUAACCCGACCCUCGGACCUACCGACGAGACGAUCGCGGACCAGAUCGUGUUCUAUACUUCGAAAUCGAGCUAUGCACGGCGCAUCGAUAACCCCACUGCAGAAGGCGAAGCAAACAAAUGUCUUGAAGAUGAAGGGAAUGAGAGGUUGCGCCAGAUAGGUCUGGCGCAGGGCAUGGUCAACUUUGCGAGUAAUUUCUCAGCUGGCAAGACCCUAGAAUAUGUCGAAACAGACAAAUCGCGGGUCGUUCUACUUGAGUUGGAGAAGGACUGGUGGAUUGUUGCCUCAAUCGACCUGACCCGAAUUCCCGCCGAUACUGCCCAGAGAUCCUCUGGAGGAUCCGACUCUCCGGCAUUUCAUUAUUCGUCACGAGAGAUGGGACCGCCGCCUCUACUGGUCCAGCAACUACGUCGCGCCCAUUCGGAAUUCCUUCUACACCAUGGCUUCAAAUUGGAUGACAUCCUCCAUCAAGCCGGCAGGUCCACAUUUUGUCUGUUCCUUGAGCGUUUCUGGGAGAAAUUUGCGUGGAAUUGGGAACUUCUGUUGACCGGAAACCCAAUUGUCGAAAUCUAUAAUGGCAUCAAACUUUCUGCGGGAGGAGAGUUGGGGAUCGGCGUCGGGGAAGAAGAGUGGGGCAGCGGGGAAAGAGAAGUACUUGAAGACUUUGUGACAAGGACCGACGGGUUGGUGGACUUGGUUGUCUCCAGGUUUGGCGAUUCAUCUUCACAGCUCGAAGGGUCUCGGGCUUUGGCAGGCUCAAAUAACCAAAAUCGGUGGCUUGGGACAGAUAAUGAUCCUCGACCGUCCGAUGGUGUAGUGUUUACUGGUGUUGGUGCUCUUUCUCGGCACUCGUUGGCGCAUUUAUCACAUUGGAUGGAAUGCAUUUAUCGGUUUGGGGAUGCUGCGUAUGGAGUUGGGCGGGACCCAACCUCGCUGCGUCGCCGUAAACCACGAAAGCAGCGUGGAAGACAAAUUUCGGAAGAUACCCCUCAGCCCUCCACGCCGGAUCACAAUUUUAAGCCAGGGAUACCUCGUCCACUCAUAAUAGCGGCACCCCAGCCGUCACCCCCGGAAGUCAUUGAGGAAAAUCAAGCAGGGACAAGAAAUGAGGCAUCGCCACUUCGCACCGGGCAAAGCAGCGAGAACCUAGGGUUCCCAACUGAGGCGGUCAUGAAAUACCUUACUCUUGGAUAUGGCUCCUCUUGGAGUUUCUCUCCGAAGUCGACAUCUACGCCGCCUGAAAGUUCUACUCCAAUGCGAGAUGAAUCCACUUCAAACAUGUCAACCCCGCGGGAUCAGCCCAUUGGCGCUGUACAAUCGCCUCCGGCCGGCAUAAAAUAUCCAAGCAGCAUGAAGAACAGUCCUUCGGGUGGUUUUGUUCUUGGACCUCGUGAUGAUCUAGAAAAAUUGGAUGAUUUAGAAGAAGGAAGCCCAGAGCCCGAAUCCGAGAACGGCAAGUCCAGGACUCGAAUAGUGCAUAGAACACUACAUGUCCACCUGGCAGAUGGGUCAGAUACCACUCCGACAAAACUCCAGGUCGUGAUAUACGUGAAUCAACCAUUCAUGUUCACAUUCCUCUUUGAUCCUCAAACACCAGCAUUAUCUUCGCCAUUGCUAUACUCAAGCAUGCACCACCAGCUCGGUCCUCUUCAGAAACCCCUUCUAUCAUCAACAUCCCCAAUAAUGGCAGCCUCUCGAAUCGCCAUGUCCGAGACCUCCCCGGACCCCAACAAGCGCUUCUCCACUCGAACACAGCCAGUUUACGAUCUAGUUUACGACCCAUCUAACCUAACCAUCCGCUCCUCCAUCCCCAACAUCCCCAGCAUGAGCGUCACCUCCUCCGCCCAACCAACCAGCUCACCAUCCCGCACCCCCUCCCCCUCCCAAUCAUCAACCCAACCACCCUGGUCCCGUGUUGAAAGCCUAGCGAUUCACCACCGCCUCCUAUCAACACAUACAGACACGCGGUCCCGUCCGCAGGAGGUUGAACGCACAAGCAAAACCCACCGCGGAUGGUGGGUCGUCUGGGUCCGCAUCCCACAGAGCCCAACCCAAACUCCAACCGCGCUAUCCACCACUUCUUCAUCCGUCGCCCUCUCAUCCAUAACCAACAAUGAUGGUGCCUUUCCCGCAAAUCAGUUCCAAGUGCACUCUGCUCCUCCGCCUCAGGAAGCCUUCCUCGUCCGCAGAGCGAGUGACUACGUCUCCCCGGCAAGCCGUGUCAGCAGUGGCACUCGCUUCUUCCGUGAUCUAGGCGGUGCCUCUUCUCCGGUUGGGCUGACGGGGUCUUCCCGUGCGGAUAUGGCGCCGUCGAAGCUGGUUGAGGGGCUUGGCAUGGACGCUAGGCGCUAUAUUGAGGGUCUGUUGAGUUUGAAUCGGUAG
Molecule: messenger RNA, 2541 nt
Organism: Penicillium verrucosum
Lineage: Eukaryota; Fungi; Ascomycota; Eurotiomycetes; Eurotiales; Aspergillaceae
Exons: 4
Coding region: 1-2541 (846 amino acids)
Biological process (GO): vesicle-mediated transport
Cellular component (GO): Mon1-Ccz1 complex; intracellular membrane-bounded organelle
Source: RefSeq, a predicted model, not a curated record